ACCCCUUAAGUGUACUUGAUUUGCUGUUCGUGCUACUUAACCGAAAUGACCAGUUUUCGGCAUGUUGCGGACAAUCUGAUGAGCAGUUUUUUACCCGCAUUUUCCCCAUUCACAUAGAAAACGCCAAAUCUAGAUUGGCUGUGUUUGUACCUCCGCGGCUGCCGUACGAGCGUCUUCCUUUCAUUUCGGCACCUACGAAAUCUAGCCCGCCGAAGUAAUGGCUGAAUAUUCCCGCGUCAAAUCAACCAAAUUAGUGCUGAAGGGUCUGAAGAAGGGGAAGAAGAAGAAGCAUAAUGACAGGAAGAGAAAAGUUGAGGACGAAGAAGAGAAACUUGAUAUAGCUGGUGGUUGGUGGUGUGUCAAUAGCUUUGGGGAAAUCACUGGAUCGGUUGCCAUAGAGAUGCAGAACGACUCUUACAUCCACGCCCUGGACACCGGGCUUUUCACCCUCGGCGCACCGCACAAAGCAGACGAAGGGCCAGAUCCUCCAGAGCAGUUCACUGCCAUCAAGCUCUCAGACUCAAGGAUAGCCUUGAAGUCCGGAUAUGGAAAGUACGUGGGUAUCAACUCUGACGGUUUGGUGGUGGGUCGCUCUGAUGCCAUCGGCUCCCGGGAACAAUGGGAACCGGUUUUCCAAAACGGCAAAAUGGCUCUCCUGGCUGCAAAUAGCUGUUUCAUCUCCUAUAGCGAGAGUGGGGACAUUGAGGCCAAGAGCAAAACUGCAGGGGAUGGUGAAAUGGUGAAGAUUAGGUCGUCUGCGGAAAAGAAAGUCAAGCAAAAAGACGACCUUGCAGAUGAGGACCGAGGCAAUGUGAAGAGCUGCGAGCUCAAUUAUGUGAAGAAGUUCCAGAGUUUCCAAGAUAGACGGCUCAGGGUUAAUGAGGAGGACAGUUCCACGCUGAAGAAGGCCAGGACGGAUGGCAAGUUUCAUGAAUCAUUGCUUGACAGGAGAAGCAAAAUGAAAGCAGACAGAUACUGCAAAUGAAGACCCAACUUUUUUUUUACCAAGUUUAUGGUUUUCCUUUUUUCUUCUCCUUUUUGUUUGAAGAUAAGACAUCGUAAUACUAUUUUUGGUUGAUUUUUGAUAUGUAAAUAAAAUGUAUUGGA
Molecule: messenger RNA, 1107 nt
Organism: Lampris incognitus (smalleye Pacific opah)
Lineage: Eukaryota; Metazoa; Chordata; Actinopteri; Lampriformes; Lampridae
Gene: frg1
Product: FSHD region gene 1
Exons: 9
Coding region: 218-985 (255 amino acids)
Cellular component (GO): catalytic step 2 spliceosome; striated muscle dense body; nucleolus
Molecular function (GO): actin filament binding
Source: RefSeq, a predicted model, not a curated record